UCAUCACAGGCCACAGAAAGUCUCGUCAAGCGUCUAGCUGGUCCGUCCACCAGCAAAGCAGGACUUGUCGCAGACCAAACCGAAAUCAACCGCGUUAUCACUGAAGCCUCGAAAGGUUCCAAAUUUUACGAGGCAUGACAAGUUCUUUCUUCUCUUCUCCCGUGAAACUCUAUCAAUAUCACCUCCCAGAAUGAAAAACGAAAAGAUCAGGACCUUACGAACAGGAUUAAUAAGAUAUUGAAGAUGCGCGAUGAGGUGACUAAAGGGGUGGACAUGCAAAAAGUUGAGUCGAGCGUCGACAGCCUGCUUCAAGAGGUGGAACAGCGGCGAGACUUGAGUCAAACCAUUGUUCAUGUUGAUAUGGAUGCAUUUUACGCAAACGUAGAGCUUCUCCACAAUCCGGAGCUCAGAGGAAAACCUUUUGGUGUAGGUCAUGGUGUUCUUACUACAGCGUCAUACGAGGCUCGGAGAUAUGGAGUCCGCUCGGGUAUGCCAGGCUUCAUUGCGAAAAAACUCUGUCCUGAACUCAUUCUUGUCAAGAUUAACUUCACAAGAUAUAACGAGAUGUCCCGGAAAGUUAUGGACAUUUUCGAGCGAUAUGACCCCAACAUGUGUGCUGCGGGGUGUGAUGAAGGGUACUUGAACAUAACGUCCUAUUGCAAAGAACACGAUAUCACUUCAGACGAUUGCGUCCAAGAGAUGCGUAAAGAGGUAUUCAAAGAAACCAACUUGACUGUUAGCGCCGGCAUAGCACCUAAUAAGCUGAUUGUGUGUCCGUACCAGAAUAAGCCUAAUGGUCAAUUCCACCUGCCCUUUGACAGCCAAGAAAUCGUCGCCUUCAUGCAUGACUUGUCAAUUCGCAAGGUCCCUGGCAUUGGGCGCGUCAACGAACGAUUGCUAGAAUCUGUGGGCAUAAAGACGUGUGGUGACAUCUACACUCACCGAGCAAUGCUGUCCUUGAUGGACAAACAUUUCGGAUUGCGCUUUCUCCUUUGCACCCACCUCGGCAUCGCGUCAAAUAAUGUUCAGCCACAUCAGAGGGAAGAACGAAAAAGUAUAGGUGCAGAACGUACUUUCGAUCCCUUAGACGACAAAGAGAGAAUUUUCCAAAAGCUCCAAGAGGUUGCCCAGGAACUGGAAGAUGACAUGAAUAGCGAUGGAUGGACGGGCCGGACGAUCACCUUGAAGUUCAAGCUCGAUACGUAUCAAGUAUUCACUCGUGCCAGGUCGUCUGAUCGCUGGAUAAUGAAGAAGGAGGAGUUGUUUAAGAUAGGCAAGGAACUGCUGCUGCCCGAGUUUCCGUUGAAACUCAGACUGAUCGGCCUACGAGUGACGAAAUUGAAAGAUUUACGCGCAGUCUCGGACACGACCGUUGGUAUCAAACGGUUUUUCGAGUCUGUUGGAAGCGACCAAUCUACUUCUAACAAACGACUCAAGACUGACAGUGACGAUGCCCGGUCCCCAGACUCACUGAAAGAUCAAGACCAGUGGGACGAUGAAAUGCCUGGAUAUCAUGAGCUUGACGACACCGACAUGAACGCCAAUGAAGGAGACGUCGAUGAGAACGUGGAGCCGCUCUUCCGUUCUUGGCGGCCCGUCUCCGAACCUGCGCGGUCUUCACAAGAGCCGGUUCGAAUAUCGAUUAAACCUCGAAGCACUAUAGCGCGCCCGAGUUUAUCGUCGUCCACAGCGACGCUUUCUCAGGACUGUCCGGUUUGCGGCAAGUCCUUGACGACGGAUAACAAAGGGUUUAACGACCACAUUGAUUUCUGUCUGAGCCGAGAUAUCAUUUCACAGGUGCAGGCUGAGGCAAGCAUUGGUACUUCUUCCAUACCGAAACCGAAGCUCAACGGAAAGCGGAAAAGGUAAAGAUAUGCUAUGUACCUCUAUCUAUCGCACACGGUUGUACAAUAUACUAUCACAAUUUACCUCUAUGUGCCUUGAAAGAAGCUUG
This is a messenger RNA of Guyanagaster necrorhizus, 1954 nucleotides long. RefSeq names its product DNA/RNA polymerase. Gene Ontology annotation, cellular component: nucleus. Gene Ontology annotation, biological process: error-prone translesion synthesis. Gene Ontology annotation, molecular function: DNA-directed DNA polymerase activity; damaged DNA binding. Lineage: Eukaryota; Fungi; Basidiomycota; Agaricomycetes; Agaricales; Physalacriaceae. The coding region runs from base 244 to 1869 and encodes 541 amino acids. The record is from RefSeq and is a predicted model, not a curated record. The transcript is spliced from 14 exons.